AGAGACAAACUCAAACCAAGAAUAGUUGCAAAUAAUUGAAGCGCAACCAUAGUUCAUGAUUUGUUUUUUCCAUACAUUUGUCACAAGUAGCAUUUGCAUAUCCAAGUAGUCUGCGACAUCAUUACAUAGACAUAUUAGAGAUCUUUCCAAACGUUUACGCGUUUGGUCCAAACGUUUAGUUCCGGGGGUGCAGUUUAGAUUCUGGUAUGUUAACCAAAAGCUUUUAUCAUACUGAGUUCUGCGAUUUCCAAUUCUAUUUUAAUUUUUUCUUCAAAAACUGUAAACUAACGACGACUCCAGAGUAUCCAAGUAAGAGUAAGUACC
Molecule: messenger RNA, 324 nt
Organism: Amoebophrya sp. A120
Lineage: Eukaryota; Dinophyceae; Syndiniales; Amoebophryaceae
Source: the annotation of a GenBank genome assembly